This is a messenger RNA of Fusarium fujikuroi IMI 58289, 459 nucleotides long. RefSeq lists its product as uncharacterized. The record is from RefSeq and is a predicted model, not a curated record. The transcript has a single exon. NCBI's taxonomy places the organism in Eukaryota, Fungi, Ascomycota, Sordariomycetes, Hypocreales, Nectriaceae. The coding region runs from base 1 to 459 and encodes 152 amino acids.
AUGGCCAGAACAACGCUGACUCACAUCCCCCUCGCGUACCGCAUCCUCUUCCUCUGGUUCGAGCCAUUUGCCGCCUUCGCCGGCUCCUUGAUCAUCUGGUUCGCCCCCGAAAUGUUCCUCAACACAAUGACCCCGACCGCCAAAUUCGCGCCCGACAAUCGCGUUAUCUACAAUCAGGUCGCAGCGACAUACACGCUCUUUGCCUACAACGAAGCGAUUCUUCUACGCGCUACCAAUGAUCUUCGUGUUUGGAGGACUGUGCUGAUUGGGAUUCUGAUCUGCGAUGCGCUACAUCUGUAUGCAAGCUGGCUUGCGAUUCCAGACGUGUUUUGGAACCCGGCGGCGUGGAGAUGGGAGGAUUGGGUCAAUUUGGGGAGUUUGUGGGGACAGGGCGCUGUGAGGGUCGCGUUUUUGAUGGGGAUUGGUUUGCAAGGAAAUACUCGUGUCAAGGCCGAUUGA